CUUCGGCAACUAUCACGUUUGUCAGGACGAGCCGUACGUCAUCAAGCCCCCUUGUUUGGUCUAUUCCUUUGGGUAAGUUGCGACGUUUAACGCAAACUGACCUUCUGAAUAUUUCUUGGUUUGGAGUGAAGCGUUAUUUUUAAAAAUGAAAAAAACACAAACAAGCAAGGGGUUUGGGGGGGGGGGGUUGAAUGAAAGCUAAUACCUGGCCUUCGGGCUGUCCUUGACCCCAUUCUCCAUGUAUAAUUUUACUGGACACGUUUUCAGCUCCUUAUUCACGACGGCAUUCUUUAAAUCUACUUCAUCCAGCCACGACUGUCAUUUGAACAGCUUCAAGGCGGUUGUGGUAGGGUUGGGAAAGUCAGGAUGUGUGUGUGUUUCUUUUUGUGUGUGUGUGUGUCACGGGGCAUCUUAAAAUUGGUUCGUCUUGUGUAGGUCAAAUCUACUUCUUGACGGUUUAAAAACCAAUUAGAAUGCCCCACGUUAUCGUUCUGUGUGUUCAACAGAGCGUUGAAACGGACAAGCAUAGUUUAGAUGACACACCUCUGAGAACUCCAGCAUUAGAGGGCCUCCUGUAAGACUUUUUAAUGUAGUAUUGAUAAUAAAAGUGCAAAUAUCUCUUUCUAAAAGUGCCGACGGUGGUGGUAGGAAUGGGAGGGGUGGGGGCGCUGGUGGUAGCGAUAACUCGUUGAAAUUUAUUUUAAUAGAUUUUAAUCUUGUCUUAUUUAACCACACCUGAACAUACACAAAGUUCGUCUUGGAACUGGCCACUAAUAAUGGAUGAGGAGGAGGGGAAGUAAAUACUUCCAUCCUUAACUACUGACUACUGAGCGUCUAUUCCAACACGUCACAGAGAUUGAACCAAACGCUCUCAGGUCACCACAAUAUUCCAUUUACGGGAGGGCAAAGUCAACAUGCGUAAAAAAAAUAUUUACACAAUUUUCUCUCUGUAAUUAAAAUUUCAAUUUUGAAUAAUGGCACUUGUUUAUGUCAUGUGGUCAUUAAAUGACGUAGAACGGCGUACUUUUCCAAAGUAAACAUUGAACAUUUCAUUUUUCGAGCCCUAUUAUUAUUCUGUGGCAUUAGGCGGCCUAGCCAAUGUAGAGUGAGGACAAUUAUUUUUGCUUGAAGUAGUUGGUUUUGUGGUUUAAAUUUUCACAUCUCAACAUUCCUCUCUAUCGCCAUGUCCCGAUGAUUACGUUCAGUAGUGGCUGCCUUCACUUGGAUACCACGUGUGUUGCAACCUUCAGCAACAACAUUGAUUUUGAGACGUUCUUUUCGAUUUGAUAAACUGUGUUGUGAUUUCGUUUAACACACUUUAUCGAGAUGUCUGUCUUGAGAUGGCAAUGAUGUGAGUCAAUGCUUAACACACUUUUGUGAAUAAGUCACAUUGGGAAAUGGUGUAGGUGGGCCGUCGUGUCAUACGAGCUCUCAAUGCCUCUGCCCAAGUAAACCUCCACACGGGCCGGGCGCCGCGUCUCCCCCCCCCCACCAGACCGUGCGGCGGCACGCCGGAAACCUCCUGCCUGGCCUUGGGGACGGCCCGAAAACGCUGCGUUUAAAGCGUUCGCGGUCCCCGCUCCCCAAGGCUCUGGGCGGAUUGGCUUCAACUUCGGAGGAAAGGUAUUGCGUUACCAAUCCCCCCCCCCCUCGCGGCGCCCAGGGAGUCUUUCGGUCGGGACGGAAAGCAGGGAUGACACGCUAGUUUUGUGAAUCUACAGCUCUCUCGUUCUUAGGCUUAAAGUCUAAUCGAGAUACAAUGCAAAGCAUUAAACAAUUUUUCUCUCUCCUUUAUCUCACAUCUCUUUCUCUCAGCCUCUGUCUCCCUCUCUAUUUUCAUCCCUGAUUAUCUCCACUUGUUCUUCUUGUAAAAAAGCCGUGGCUGUAUAGUUAUCCCCCGUGCCUCAGAUUUUUUCAAGCUAUAACGUGUGUCCGUUCUCUGUAUUUUAGAGAACAUCCGUCGAAACGGAUAAGAAUACAGGACAUAGUGUUUCCCCAUUGUACAGCAGCUGUGGGUUUUCUGUAAGCCAAACAAGGAAUGAAGUCAUUUGAGUGUAAGGCGCCCCCAGGUCGUACAUAGUGAAAAAAAAAUGUGUGCAUCAAUAAUUUCAUCAGCUGCAUGAGCAUGACAGCUAGUGGGGGGUGGGGAUUGGAGGGGGAAGGGUAAAUCUUCAGAACAAGAAGCCACACCAAUUAGUUAUGGACAUCAGGCUAGCAUAUACUGAAGCCAGCUUAGUAUAGGUGAAUGUGGAUGUGGGCAGGAGGGGGGAAAGCUCUACUGAAACAUCAGGUGGUAGGCACAAUAGAUAUAAUAAUAAUUAAAAGAAGAAAGAAAAAAAUGUAUUUCUUCCAUGUAAUUUUUUUCUUGAAAUUAAUCGUAGAGCCUUUAAAACAUACGUUUGUAAGCAAACUUGCUGUGCGUAAGGUAAGGGCAAACUAAGAUUUACAAGUAUAUAAUUGCCUUGUAAAUAUAAAAGAUAUAUCAAACUCAAAGACACUGAUGUCCUCUGUUGCUAUAUUGAGGCACGCGCCCUUGCCAUGAUGAGACACACCUAUGCACAUUGAAAGGUAAGUCAAAGAAAAUUAGAGUUAUGGCUAAAAUAGACAAUUAAAGCUAUGGCGUAGUUUGCGUAUUUAUUAAAAUGGAAUAUAAUUUUAAUUUUAUUUCGCAUUAUUAACAACGCACUAAAACAAGCUAAAAUUAACGGAUUUUUGGGUUUUCCCAAUAAUGUGAUUACGAUGCAAGCAUAAGAUAAUAAUUUUUUAUUAAUUAAUUUUUAUCUUAAUUUUUACAUUCGGAUAAAAUGUUUGAAAUAGUUCCAUCGUUGCUACUUUAAAUGUAUUUGUAAUUUACACUAAUAACACUUAAAAUUUUACUAAAAUAAAAACAGAUCUAUAAUAUUUUUUUGGGGCAUUUAAAUUUAUUUGAUUUCUGUAAAAUAACAGAAAAUAACUAUAAUUGUUUUUAAGAAUCCGAACGUAUCUAAAAACGUCCGUUACUUAGCGUUCAAUCAGCAUAGCUCAUUCUUAUAUAUAUACAUAUAUAUAUAUAUAUAUAUAUAUAUAUAUAUAUAUAUACAGGAGAAAACAAUUCUUCGUUAAAGUAUUUAAUUCCAUCGGCGAAAGGGUCUUUAAAAUAUAAGACAUUUAUUUAAUUCUUUGAACGGGCAACUAAAAACAGGAAGGUGUCUGGGCACAAUAUUUUGGUAACGAUUUCUGAUUACCUUUAUGUAGACGCUUGCUGGGUAUCAGCUACUAUGUACCUUUAUCUGACCAAUAGCCGGGUAUUGGCUACUAGUCACCUUAAGUAUCAAUUAUUCAUUUUUUUAAAAAAUAUCAUGUUUCCCAUUGAUUUACAGUAUCGCCAACGACUUUUCAUUUGACGACGCCUUGGGAAAUUUAAGCUGUACGGUGGCAUCGUUCGACCCCAGGUAAGUCACGUGACGGAAGCAGUAACAUAGUACACACUCCCAUCCUCAGGCUCAAGAUGUAUAUUAGCUGCAACUCCGAGUCGCACACAUUUUUCAUACCAAUGGUUGUUAGACCAAAAAUACCCAAAAUCCAGAGGCGGAGUCAGUGGGGUACUGGACGACCUAGAAAAUCAGUUGAACUGCUGUUCUCUUGGCAUUUUUCAUGAUGUCGCGAUGCGGACAAAAAUUAUAAUCGAAAUGUGGGGUGUGGCGUUGCAAAUGAUUAGAACCCUUGGUUUAUGCGGAUGUUUUAUCCUUCGUAAUUGAAAAAAAAAAUUUUUUAGCCAUUGACACAAUUUGUUUGAUAAUGAUCCUCGCAGUAUGCACACAAAAGAUCAUGUGAGAAGUCCACAUGUGUCCUUCUACAACAUGGGCAUGGGAGCCAUCAACACAAACAGUUUUGCGCCAAACAAGGACAGCUACGUAAAGGAUGACCAGAAAUGGAAGAUAAGGACGUUGAAGGGAGCAAUGGCGGAAUUGGGUCACCAAAAUGUACGUCACUCGUGAUGCGUGGUCGUAUAUAUUUGAUCAAUAUAACAGAUCAAUGUUGGUGAUAGGUUUUCACUCAAACUUACUUCCAGCCCCACAUCCAACACAAGAACCACCUUUAAAAAUGGCAACAGCGGAAAGUAAACAAAGUGUCCUUUUAUAAUUAUUUGGUUGCAUCCUAGAUAUGUCUCUUAGUGAGCAUUUCACUCCACCGGCCUAGAACGAGGGAGUAGCAUCAAACAUUCCCACAUCUUUGAUAAAUUGAAUAACUACUUUACAACUUCUUUAGAAAUGAUAUAUUUUCUUGAUAUCAAUAUAUUUUAAAGCAAUUUUUUUUUUUAAAGUGUAAUGGGAGAAUUGGGUCACCAAAAUAUAAGUUACUCCUGGAACACUGUCAAGUACAUUUUUAACAGAUCGAUAUUAUUGACCUAAAUUUACUUCCAAAACGUCUCACACAGAAAAAGAACAAAACAAAACCUAAUUCAUAAACCAAUCUUUCAUUAAAAAAUAAACAAACUGUCUUCAUAUAUUGAUUGGUUGCAUGUGAGGCAUUAGCACCAACCCAUCACUGCAUAAUCCUAUAAAGACGGAGUAACAGCAAACAUCGCCACAUCUUUGAUUAAUUAAAUUACAACUUUAUCUUCCGAAAUCAUUUGCUCUCUUGAAUUCUGUAUAUUUAAAAGACAUAAUUAUUUUUAAAGGAACCAAAACAAACAAAAAAUCUUUAAUACGCAAAAUGUUUUUAUUUCUUUAAAAAAAAAAAUAACUAAAUAGAUCUAGCAUAGAUAACAAACAAAGGUAAAACGUUUUAAUUUAAAAGAUGUAUUUUUGUUUUUCUUUCAAUGCAGCGUGUUCUCGAUAUUUUGAAAAUGGAUAUUGAAUCUUACGAGUGGGCCGUGCUGGACAAUAUGUUUGAGACAGACGUGUUAAGGAACAUCAGGCUUCUGCUGAUAGAGUACCAUUUGUUCCCUAAUAGGCCGGACAAAGGCGACUAUGCUUACAAUUAUAAGGCAAGGCGUAAAACACUUUCAACACCACACUUAGCAUCAUAUAAGCCUUAAUGUUACUCCAAGAUCCCACGCGGCAACAUAAGGCUAAACGUUAUUCCAACAUCACACCCAGCAUCAUAAGGCUAAUGGUAAUUCCAGCAUCACAGCCAGCAUCAUAGGACUAAAGGUAAUUCCAGCAUCACACCCAGCAUCAUGAGGCUAAAGGUAAUUCCAACAUCACACCCAGCAUCAUGAGGCUAAAGGUAAUUCCAACAUCACACCCAGCAUCAUGAGGCUAAAGGUAAUUCCAACAUCACACCCAGCAUCAUAAGGCUAAAGGUAAUUCCAACAUCACACCGAGCAUCAUAAGGCUAAAGGUAAUUCCAACAUCACAACCAGCAUCAUAAGGCUAAAGGUAAUUCCAACACCCCGCCUGGCGGCAUCAGACUUAACGUAUUUCCAACAUCCCACCAAGCCGCAGUAUGCAAAACAAAGUUCAGUUCCCAUGCAGGUGACGGAGCACAGAACCAGUGGCGUCGCUAGUUUUGGUGACGCCCGGGACGAGCCAAGAUUUUUGACGCACAUCUUCCGAGAUGUAAAAAACAAUAUAUAUAUAUAUGCUCUUGGAUCAACAUCGGCUCCUAAGGAUAAAGAAAACAGAAGUUCCGUCCGAGGGGGGUACCGAUCACUCCGCCCCUUCCCUACUCCAUGUCAUAAAGAGCUUACUUUGACAUCUACACUUCAAUGGAUUCCCCCCCCGAUCGGCAGAGCGNCCCCCCCCCCCCAUAAAACGUACCCUUCACAAAGACCUCAUGUUGCUCCUGACAUUAUCAACAUCAUCAUAAACACUCCUUGAUUUCAAAGGGAGAAAACAUAUCUAUUUCUUGGACGCAUCGAUCUCCAUGUACCGGAAACUGUUGCAGGUUGACCUCGGGAAAUAGUUCAGAUACAUUUACCGACACUAGACUGUUUAUUUACCGGGUGCGAGGCUGCACUUUUAGUCGGAUCACACAAUGUCAAGUGAUGCCAAGCGAUCGAUAGAUCGAAUGUCCGCUAAGACGGUCAGUGUAGUUUUGAUUCCAAACAUUUUCUCAUUGAGAUGACGAAAUCCCGUUCUUUCGAUUCUGAGGAUCGAUCCAGACUGGGUAAAAAAAACAUCGAUAGGUUUUUCGAUAAAUGUUGUGGUAGCCUGUUUCGAAACAAAUGAAGAGAUGAUGUCAUAAAUGUAUUUCUAUUGUUCGACUAAACGGCCGCAGGCGUCCCCUCUCUGCUCAAAGUCCAAGUCCGUGGUAAUAGCAACAAUAAAGUAGAUUUGUAAAGAGGGAGAGCGGGGCACCUUGACUAAACACCCGCCUGGGGCGAACCCAACUUAACACUCACACGCGCACACACACACACACUCGCACACAUACACACACACAGACUCACGCACACCUGCACACAUUCGUAUAUAUCUAUAUAUCUAUAUAUAUAUCUUAUCUAUCGAUAUAUAUAUAUUAUUUAUUUAUUUAUAAAUAAAUAAAACCAUAUAAUCUUCUCUAAGUUCGCCACACGUUCUUAAAUGACUGGGGUUUUUUUUCUUCAUAUUUGAUGUUUCAGUUAGUGAACCGCCUGAGAAAGCUUGGAUUCCGUGAAUACCACUACGAGACCUGCUGUUUACGGACCACCAAUGCCAGCGAUUUCAACUACCAAGGUCACGUGUCGUAUGUCAACGCGUUCUUCCAGCCCCCAUCAUGAUACAUCCCAAUUUUGGCAUGAAAUGUAUUUGUUAACAUUUGAAUUUGUUUUUUUCCUUUUUCAAACGGGAGAGUAGUUUUACAGUUUAAGGAUUGUGUGUG
Messenger RNA from Lymnaea stagnalis (great pond snail), 6786 nucleotides. NCBI's taxonomy places the organism in Eukaryota, Metazoa, Mollusca, Gastropoda, Lymnaeidae. The record is from the annotation of a GenBank genome assembly.